GCGGCGGUCCAGGUGCUUCAGCCAACAGCGUUCUUCAGACACAGCAGAAGAUAGAAGUGAGCCGGGAAAAGUGUGCAUGUGGGGUAUCGUGAUUCCCCGCGAGUGAAGGGCAGGACACAGCGAUCACAGUCGCCUUAUUGUUCUGAUCGCCAAUCCGGCGUUUAACCGCGAUCGCCCCACGAACACUCUUUACUGGCAUCUCAUGGACUUGGAUUUACUUUGUCUUUGAAAAACAGUUGGACUCGAACGCAAUGUUUAAGAAAAGCAAGAGCAAAGUGCUGGUGGACGAAGCGUCAGAGGAGGACGACGUGUCGUGGCAUCACGAGCACGCGAGGACGGAUAAAGAGUCUGAGGGAACGGAGGAAGUUCUGAGCCCCUCGACAAAGGAUUUGAAGUUAAAGAAGGUUAAAUCGAAGCGAGAAAGAGGAAAUAAGAAGUUGUUUCCAUCUCAGGAUGAUGAACACAUUUUGCUAACAGGAGUCACUCUCUCUCCCAGAAAAGGGUCUGCCAAGAAAGGAUGGGACGACGAUAAGAGCAAAGCAAACCCCGAACACAAAUCUCACUGUCUGUGGGAUAACAUCACCAUGACGAUGAAGCAGAUCACACCCACAAGAAAGCUGGACAAGAUGGAGGGCUGGGAACCUCCUCAGAUGACCGACAGAACGGAGGAAGAAAAGCGAGAGUCUGACAAAAAGAUGGAUUCCUCCCCUCUAUCCUCUCCUCUCUCUCUGUCUCUCCCACAUUCUCUGGGUUUGCCGUCCUGGGUGGGGUUGGGUUUGGAGGAGGACUCAUCUCGCUACGCCAGUCUGACGGAGUCGCAGACUCAGGGAGGCCCCACCCAGUGGGCGGCUCGCGCUCGGGAUAAGCUGGCUGCCGUUCGACGGCGAAGCCCGGCCAGCCUCUCUGAGGGCGCGUGGGAGGGGCUUAAGUGAUUUGUAUGAUUUUAUUUUGUGUGAUAACCCACGCCCCUCAUGUGCCAACUGUGAUGGGACAGCCAAUGAUUUUUGAGUUGGGGUGAGUGCCUUAGUGAGAGAUGAUGAUGGCGGUUUGGAUGAUUCAUUUUUUUCUAGUUUUGUAAACAAAAUUGACCCCACUUUAAAACACAGCUGACCCCUCAUAGUGACCAAUGACAGUAAUCUCAUAGAUUACUUUAGAAUAUAACCUUUGGCCUUUACAUACUCCAUUUCCUUUUAUUGACACAGGCAUUUAGCAUGAAAACAACUGUGAGCUCAAUGAAUUUAGGCUGCAAUACCCACGCUCACAGACAGGGGCAGUGAGUGUCUAUGCUUCUUAUCCAAAGGUUAUGUCUUUAUAUUUAGUUGAUUAAUUUAUUCCGUUAUGUAGUUUAAAAGCAUAAAUGUGAAAUGAUGUAGUAAUGUUGUGACCCAUGUAGUCGCUACUGCCUGCUGAUUUAACAUAACUGCUGCAAUCAUAAUGUACUGUCAAUGUUUUUCUCUAUGCAAUCACUGUUAUUCCAAAUAGCUUAUAUCGAUUGUGCCACAAAAGUAUUCGGUGAAAUUUCUAGGCCGAAAGGAAGAUAAAGGUGUGAAUCGUAUGUGAAGGUUAUCAGUCCUGUCACUGGAGAUGAAGUGUUUGAGCAGAACCGGCCGAUUUGAUCAAAUCACAAAUCAGGUUGAACUGAAGUGGAUUACAGUGGAACUUGAGGAAUGAAGUGAGCACACCUGUGUUAGGUGCCCAGAGGUCACCGCCUUAAAAAUCCCCUUUAAACCCUUUGCUAUGGACGUCUUAUCAUGAAGUGCAUUUUGGGUUUAAUGGUUGCUGUGCCUCAACAAGUCAUGUUGUCUUGAUUAUAGUGUCUUAAAGCAACCAGGGAAAACGUGAUCUCGAGAUGUUAUCUAAACACCCGACAUGAGGAUCAUGACAAUCUGUCUUUUUUACAAGUCUUGAACGAAAUCUGUUAACAUACAAAUUGCUAGAAUGCUUGACAUGCCUGAUUUUUUUUUUGUAUAAUCUUAUAAAUAAAUGGGUUUGCUGCUUUUAGCUGUCGUCAUAGUAACAUGUAGUUUUAAAGCAAUUACGACUCGUUCGUUUUGGCAUUUUCCUCCUCUCUCCAUUCGGGGCCUUUCCAACAGUGUUUUGAUCUUUUACUACUGAACGAAUUGAAUGAUUUUAAGAUUUUGCAUAAAUUACGCUGUUGUAAUUUUAGGUGUAAAGAUGAUUUCGUCUUGAAAAUCUGAAUAAAGAGCAUUAUCUUA
Messenger RNA from Triplophysa dalaica, 2216 nucleotides. RefSeq lists its product as uncharacterized. The coding region runs from base 252 to 932 and encodes 226 amino acids. Gene Ontology annotation, biological process: spermatogenesis. Lineage: Eukaryota; Metazoa; Chordata; Actinopteri; Cypriniformes; Nemacheilidae. The record is from RefSeq and is a predicted model, not a curated record. Gene Ontology annotation, cellular component: cytosol; nucleus. The transcript has 4 exons.